AUGGUUCACACAUCUGGCAGCAAAAGUCAACACCGUUCGGGUCCUGUUAAUAAAGAAUAUGUCGAAGAUCCUCAGAAAAGAGCAGAAACAAAAUCAAAACGAAAAAAAACCUUUCUGAAUAAAUUAAAUGAAUAUGUUUCGAAAACUGAGUCAACAGCGGCUGUCGAUGAAAAUUCUGAUUUAAAAGUUUGUGAUCCAUGUAAAGAAUUUAAUGCGAAUAUUGAAGAUGCUAUGGAUUCUCAAUCACAUAGGAGAUGUCGUUCAACUCAAUAUUCGAUUAAAGAUAUUCCUGUUAAAAAGGGUUGUGUUUUAUGUGGUGAACUAUUUGUAAAAGAUAAUGAGAUAUUAAUAUGCAAAACAGCUCAAUAUCUAAAUUCGGUUCACGUACAGUGUUUAGGAAUUGUAGACGUCAGAGCAAAAGCAUUAGAAUGUUUGUCGUAUGGAUGUAGUUUACAUCUUAAGUAG
This is a messenger RNA of Didymodactylos carnosus, 465 nucleotides long. The record is from the annotation of a GenBank genome assembly. Lineage: Eukaryota; Metazoa; Rotifera; Eurotatoria; Philodinida; Philodinidae.